Molecule: messenger RNA, 1425 nt
Organism: Mesorhabditis spiculigera
Lineage: Eukaryota; Metazoa; Nematoda; Chromadorea; Rhabditida; Rhabditidae
Source: the annotation of a GenBank genome assembly
AUGGCGGAAUCGCUGGUGGAAGAGGACGGGCGGAGAUUGCCAUCUCAGCGAGACGAAAAGCCCCCGCAAGGAGGCAAGAAAAUGGGGAUGCCCUCGUCGGGGUUGUCCCUAUUCCUCGGUCUCCUGGGCUUGUACGCCGUCGUCUCGUGGUUCUCCAAGACUUGGGCCGAAGCGGUGACCGGCUACGAGCGCGGCAAUCGGUACCGGAUGGUCGCUAUUGUAAAGCUCGAGAUCACGAUGGGCGUGCUGAACAUCUUCGUCUAUAAGCAGCUGAUGCAGUGGUUCACCGUCGACGACAUGAAGCACUACGGGAAGUGCGCAUCGACGCGGCGCACCCGUGAACGCAUCUCCUGCGCCCUGCUGCUGUUCAUCUUCUUGGCGCACGCCGUCUACGCGAUGUACUAUGCGCCGCCGUGGAUGCAGUGGCUCUUCUUUGAUUUGACGACGAUUGCUUGCGGCGUUUGGACGAACGUCUUGGCGUUCGUGUGCGGCUUUUUCCUCGUGAAUGUCUUCAUUGGACCGUUAAAUAAAAUCCAACCCUUCAACUGGCUGUUCGCCCAAAUCGCUCGCGUCUCCUACCUCAAGGGGCUGAUGUACGACAGGAGGGAGCAGAUCAAGUUCACGCUAUGGUUCAGCUGCCUGCUGUCGCUUUUGAUGUGGUACGGCUGCGACAAGAUCGUCGUCAAGGAGCGACAAUUCCACAUCCCAAACUACACCGGUGAGAAGCCGCUCAAGUUUGCUGUCAUCUCCGACAUCCACGCCGGCGCCAGCGUGUACAGAGAUCAGGUCGAACGCGUCGUUGAUGCCGUCCUCCCCCUCACCGUAGACGCCGUACUGAUCGUUGGUGAUAUGGUAGAUGGUGAAGCCUCCGAACUCACCGAUCGCGUCUCGCCAAUUUUCGCACUGGCACAGCGAUUCCCGACCUUCUUUGUGACGGGCAACCACGACUACUACUACGGGAAUGUGCAGGAGUGGAUCGAUUUGUACGAGAAGCAUGGGAUUCGAGUGUUGACAAACAAUGCUACCAACUUCCACGGCAUCUGCCUGGCGGGUGCUUCGGACAUAGCUUCACAUAAGGCUGGUAUCCGCUCGCAGGAGAUGAACAUCUCACUGGCUCUCUCCCACUGCCCACCGGUUGGUGAGGCCUCUCGCGUACUCCUGGCCCACAAUCCAGCCUCUGUACGCGAGAUAACCCGCGAGGAUAUGCCGACCAUUGAUCUCAUGAUAUCUGGCCACACCCACGCCGGCCAAUUCUACGUCGUAAUCCCGGCCGUCUACUGGAUGCUGCCGUACUUCUACGGCGUCUACGACCUACCUGCGCCGUCGACCCACGGAAAAUUGAUGGUUACUGCCGGCUCGUUAUACCAGGGCCCACCUAUGAAGAUGCUCGGCAUGUCUGAAGUCUGGGUCGUCACGCUCAAUGGA